Molecule: messenger RNA, 1836 nt
Organism: Colletotrichum abscissum
Lineage: Eukaryota; Fungi; Ascomycota; Sordariomycetes; Glomerellales; Glomerellaceae
Exons: 1
Coding region: 1-1836 (611 amino acids)
Molecular function (GO): protein binding
Source: RefSeq, a predicted model, not a curated record
AUGACCUUCCGCGGCGUCACUUUGCGUUUCAAAGAGUCAUUCAGCAGCGACAAUGCCGAAGCUGUCUCGUUACUCAGGGAAGCGUCGGCUGCAAUGGAGAAGGUUGCUGGUCGAGAAAACCUUUUCACGCUCAGAACCAAGUCCAAUCUGUCAGCGGCGUUGGUAAAGAUUGGUCAAUUGGAAGAAGCCGAAAAUCUUGGCCUGGAGGCUUUCAACACGAUGCGUCGAUGUUUGGGCGAGGAACAUGACGUUACGAUUUCCACCGCGCUUAGUCUCGCAGCUGCGUAUUACAACCGAGGCAAGUAUGAUCAAGCCGAGGGUCUGUUUGUGGACACAUUGCGCAAUAUCACGAGUGAAUCGGAUUCUCGUAGGCUUGUAUGCAUGAAGGAUUUGGUCCGAACAUACAGGCAACAAGGCAAACUCGACGCAGCCCAACGCCUGGCAAAAGAGUCGUUGGAGGCUGCAAGGAUACAGGAUGAUCUCCUAGGCCUUCUUACGGCACAGUCGGAGUUGGCACACGUACUUAUCGAGCAAAACCAAUACGAGGAGGCCAAGAGCUUGAUGGUGGAUGUAAGGACACAGAGAGGGAAAGCACUAGGGUGGGAUCACUCUGAUACGCUUGAUUCUACGGCCAAGCUGGGGUUUCUGUAUCUGCAUCUGGGCGACGGGGAGAAGGCUCGGCAGGUCCUGCAACCUGUGAUGGCUAAACUGGAGCAAACACUAGGCGACGACGAUACUGUCACAUUGUCAGCUAAGGCGGGCUUGGCCUCAGCCCUCGACACACUCGGCAGACACAGAGAGGCAGAGACACUUCGGCUUUCAGUAGCAAAGAAGAUGACGCAGCUCCUCGGGGAAGAGCAUCCAUGGACGCUCGAAUCACUUUUUGAUUUGGCUUCCACAUACCAAAGCCGAGGCAAAUAUGCAGAUGCGGAACAACUUCAACUACAGGUGCUUGGAUCGAGGGAGAAAGCCUUGGGCGCAGAUCACCGCGAUACGCUUGUUACGAGGGCGAGCCUCGCUCACUCCUAUCGUCUGCAGGGUCGAUAUCAAGAGGCGGUGGAACUUGGUGCGAAUGUGGCAGAGAGGAUGAAGGUAGUCUUAGGAGAGAAGCACCCGGAUUUCCUCGACUGUCUUCGCGAAUUGGCCCUAGCCUAUCAUCACGUCCAACGGCAUGAGCAGGCAGAAAAGCUGACCGUUGAUGUCCUAGAGGCAACGCGUGGACAGCUGGGUGAAGAUCAUCCAGAGACGCUUCAAAGUAUGAGCAACCUUGCUUUGUCGUAUCUUGACACAGGCAAAUUCAAGGAAGCGGGGGAGCUCGCGACCGAGCUGAUGGGCCUAAUCGAAAGAGCUACGGGCAAGGGAGGUCACGUCGUUGUUACUGUCAUGGCUAAUUUGUCUUUUGCACUUUUAAAAAUUGGGGCUUUCGAUCAAGCAGAGUCGCCGGGAAAAUCCGCGCUGGACGAGAGGGAAAACAGUUUGGGGAAAGACCACCCGGACACCAUUGUGUCCAUGUCAAAUCUGGCCAUGAUAUACAAUGCCCAGUUCAAACGAGUGGAGGCGGCGAGCUUGAUGAGUGAAGCAGUCCAGCGAAGCUCCAACAAACUGGGGGACGAACAUCCUAUCACGCUUCUUUGCGUCUUCAAUCUAGCUGUAAUUCGCUGCGACCAAGGACACAAAGGUGACGCGAUGCGCGUAUGGACGACAAUUUUGCCGAAGAUGCGGGCUGCGUUGGGGGCUGGACAUGAAUCCACUGUCCAGUGCGAACGGUAUGUGGCGACCUACAAGAAGGCUAUAGAGCCGUUGGCGUGUGCAAACAUGACAGAUGGUCAUAUGUAA